CUCAGCAGCAGCAAGUCGAUGUGACAAUAACAGCCAUUAAAUAGAUUUGAGAUGGAACUAUCAGAGCGAAUUCUUUUUUUUUUUUUUUGAGAGCACUCGUGCGCCCCCACCGGGUUUGUGCCCUGGGCAGUCGCCCAUAUUGCCCAUAGCAAAAACCGGCCCUGCUUGAGGAUCAUUUCUGGAAACCACCUAGAGACAACCUGUGUUGAAUUGAAGUAUUUCUGAUCAUCUGCAUUAGGGAUUUUCUCGAGUGGGUUUCAGUUGUAUUAUUUUGCUCUUGAUUUCAUUAUACCGUCUGGCUGAUCAUGUGAACAGCUUUGAGGUUAUGUGGUUGUAACUUACCGGUAUUAAAAUAUGCCCAGAUUCAGGACCCGGGGUACAGUUGAAAGGAAUUUAACCGCCUGCUUUCUCUUAUAUUUUAAAUUACUGUCCAAUCAGAUUGAUGCAACAAGACUGCAUGGCGCUUUAAACGUAGAGGAACGCCCACUUCUGCUUGUUUUUUCAGUCUGUUGUUCAACCACAGACUGUGAUUGGACCAAAUAAAGGAGCAGAGUUAUUUGAAAACCCGAUAAACACACUCCCAAACUAAAAUAAAUCUUUUAAUUUCUAGCUUCCAGACCUGCCGAAGUUAAAACAUUAAUUUCAUCUUCUGUAGAAGUUUAUUACACUAACAGCACUAUUCAAGCCUUUUCUAUUUCAACACUUGAAGAUACAGUUUAUGAUCUCAUAUAUAACCGCAGUAAUAUUAUUUGGGGAUUACAAGGUAGUCUCACAUACUUUCUUGACGGGGGCCACACACACACACACACACACACACACACACACACACACACACACACACACACACACACACACACACACACACACACACACACACACACACACACACACACACACACACACACACACACACACACACACGCAAAUUACUCAAAUACAUAGACAUGAAAGGAAAAUUAUAAAACGACACACAACAUAUAUCGGAAAAUGUAAACAGUAUUUGAGUUGACUUAUCUCGCCCGGUCUGGCGACCACACCCCCCCACGGGGUGUCAGCAAGGAGUUGCCCGUGAAGCGUCACAGACCAAACUCACUGGGCCGGGUUAGUGGCAACCGGCAGCAGUUUGUGGCAGGGAAGCCUCAGUAAGGAGAAGACAACUGCACCACUACUCCCCGGUCCCUCGCUAUCUGGAGGCGUCCAGCCUCCCCUCCUCACUCAGGAAAAGGCUCGCUCCCCUAUUUAGCUGUCUUCCCGGCCGGCAACAAUAAAAGCUGCGGCUGUGACCGCACCCUCCCAGCCCGGACCGGUGCCGCAGCUUCAGACAAAAACUGAAGUAUUCCCCACUCACUGUCCAGCCAUUCACAGACCUCUUUUAUUCCUCUCCUACUCGACACAGGUGCAAGUCAUUCACAAUCAGUUCCUCCAGGACAUUUGAGCUUUCGAUGGCACCGAACUAUUGAAUAAAUAUGCAGAGUUUGUUUUACAUAACCGACGAUGCUGACUUGGUCUGUUUGAAGUUCAAAAUAUCAGUGAGAUGGUUUCUUCAGCUCAAGAAGACUUAUUACGUCCUUCAUAAAAUGAUUUUACGAGGAAUACAUUUGACGGCUCCAACUGUGCUGAUAAUUCUGAUGAGAGUCUUCAGUGUUCAAACUCUCACAUGUCAUCGGACAGAAUAUCAGACUGGGAACGAAUGCUGUCCAAUGUGUCCUGCUGGAAGUCGAGUUAAAACCCACUGCACAGAGUUCAGAAGUACAUCAUGUCUCCCCUGUGAAGAUGGGACUUUCAUGGACAAACUUAAUGGACUGAAACAAUGUCAUCAAUGUUCUAACUGUGAUACAGGUUCUGGUCUGAAAACAACGUUGCUGUGUACACCAACAUCAGAUACUGUGUGUGAACCGGUGGAGGGAUUCUUCUGCAUCGACCCUGGAAGUCCAGGCUGCACAGCAGCUCAGAAACACAAGAGCUGUGAACCGGGACAAUACAUCAGAGAGAGAGGAACAGCCUCCUCAGACACCGAGUGCUCCGACUGCAGCAGUGGAACAUUUUCAAAUGGAACGUUGACGUCUUGUCAACCGCACACACAAUGUGAAACAAAACACCUCCAGGUGAUAAAAGCAGGAACAGCUUCAACUGAUGCAGAAUGUGGAGAACAAUCGUUCACAAUUCUAAUUCUGGCAGGAGUAGUUGUUCCUGUUGUUUUUUUAUGUCUGGUUGUCGUGGUGUUUAUCAUUUACCGAAGGAGGAAAAUAAAAGGGUGUGUUGGAAAAGUUGGAAAGAAUGGAAGCAACAAGCAACUGGAUGGAAACGAAGUAGACAAAGAAUUGCAGUCUUUAACAUAAUAAGGUUCAAACCUUGCACAGUAAAACUACUGCCUGCAUGUCAGAUCUGUUUACUGUGGGGUAAAUGUGCUUCAGAGUCCAGUUAAAGUCCAGCUGGAAGCUGACACAUUGUUUUCACAGUGUACAGAAAUCACACAAUAACCUGCUUCACCUCAACACAUACCAUCCAUCUGAUCUCACUGUGCACAGAUUAAAUUAGUGAAGGAAGUGACAUCAGGGGAAACAUCUGCUGAGGAAUCAGUAAAGUUUCAUCUUAAAAAUACAGACUGGAAUCUUUAACUUGCAGCAAAAAUGAACAUUAAAGUUCCUGCUGACGGCGUCGUGCUGCAGGAGACUUUUUAUCUGGACAUUUUUGACGUUGAAGACAGAAACUAACCUGAUAUGGGAGAGACUGAAAUCCUCAAUGCAGCAUUACUGGAAUACUUGCUGAUAUCAUCAGACAGGAAGGACAUAUUUUCUGCACCCGAAAUCCUGAUCCAGACAGCUGACGGCUGCUUGAUGAAGAAGAGAACUCUGUCGCCUCACAGAGGGAAGGUUUCAGGUUCAAAUCCUGGCUGAAACUGUCUAUGUAUGGAGUUCGAAGGUUCUUCACGUGGUUUCUUCAGAUACUCCAGCUUACAGACCAGCAACCAGCAGGUUAUGGAGACGGGAGUCUAAGUUAACUGUCAGAGUGAGCAUCAUUGUUUCUGUGGGGUCCUGUGAUGAGCUGCAGACAUGUUCAAUGUACCACGCCUUCAGCCUGAUGGAGGUGAGACUCACUUCACACCCUCUGCAACCCUGGAGAGGAUGAAGCAGGUUUAAGAAAAAAAAAAGAAAAAAGAAACAAAAACAAAAAAGAAAACUUUGUCAGGAAUGUAUUGAUGAUCCAUUUAAUUCAUUGCAGGUGGGAAAAAAGCUGCUGGUCUUUGAAACAUUUAAAAUAACAGAGAAGUUGUGUCGGUUUGAACCCAAGAAAAUGAUAAAAGAAGAGGGGAGUCAAAAGUUAAUGAAGCAGUGUUUUUUUUUUUUUUAUCUCUGAUGAAACCAGAUGUUUGUCUGAAAGGACCAGGCCUGAGUAUCUGCUCCAGUUCCUGCUCCCUCUGAUAGAUGUAGAAUAUGUUUUCAUGUACUUCAGAGUUUGUAAAAGUGUUUGAUAUCUUGUAAAGGUUUUUUUAUAGUUGUAAAUUAGCUUGUGUUUUCUAUCAGUUUGUUUUAUUUGUAAAUUUAUUUUCCUAACUCAUCCACUGCAGUAAGGCAAGGCAAGUUUAUUCAUAUAGCUUAAUUCAACAACAGGGUGAUUCACAGUGCUUUACAAAGAUAUUAAAACAUACAUAAAAAGCAUGAUUUAAAGUUUAAACAAAUAAUAAGACUUCAUCAGACAUCACUUAAAAAUGAUUUAACAAAUGAGAUGCAAGAAAUAAAGUUUGCAGUGCAUUGUAAAUAAAAAUGUUUUCAACCCUUGA
Cololabis saira (Pacific saury) is the source of this 3781-nucleotide messenger RNA. Its product is annotated as tumor necrosis factor receptor superfamily member 14-like. The transcript is spliced from 11 exons. Gene Ontology annotation, biological process: apoptotic process; positive regulation of T cell migration; defense response to Gram-negative bacterium. NCBI's taxonomy places the organism in Eukaryota, Metazoa, Chordata, Actinopteri, Beloniformes, Belonidae. The coding region runs from base 1467 to 2339 and encodes 290 amino acids. The record is from RefSeq and is a predicted model, not a curated record. Gene Ontology annotation, cellular component: external side of plasma membrane; membrane. Gene Ontology annotation, molecular function: transmembrane signaling receptor activity; protein binding.